This is a messenger RNA of Diatraea saccharalis (sugarcane borer), 600 nucleotides long. The record is from the annotation of a GenBank genome assembly. Lineage: Eukaryota; Metazoa; Arthropoda; Insecta; Lepidoptera; Crambidae.
AUGGACUUACUUGAACAACAAUUGAAUCAGUUCACGCAGCAUCAAAUCACUAAACCACUGGGCGGAGCAUACUCAGACUCCGCAGGGGGACUGCGCGACAGAGACGGUGAAACCCACCUCGGCCAGUCUCUAACGAAAUGGAAGAGGCAAACAGCAGUAGGUCUAGAGCUGCUAGCUGAGGCUGGUAACUACGCGGCAUUCCAACGUCUUUAUGGUGGCUACUGGGCCGGAGUACCCGCGUACCCUGCGCAGCCGGCGCCCACAGCUGACCUGUACUAUCGGCAAGCAGCCGCCACUGCCGCUGCCGCUGCUUCAGCAUCAGCUAAUACACUACAAAAGCCGCUGCCUUAUCGGUUAUAUCCUGGCGCACCUUUAGGGGGAGUUCCACCCUUAGGACUUGGAAUACCUGGUCCAUCCGCUCACCUGGGGUCUCUAGGUGGCCCAGCGCUAGGUGCUUUAGGAUAUUACGCUCAGGCCCGACGAACUCCCUCCCCGGAUGUCGAUCCUGGAAGCCCAGCGCCUCUCCCGCGAUCUCCCAGAGAACCAUCAGUCGAAAGACGUUCAGAUGACGAUGAAGAUGACGAACCGAUCCACGUCUAA